AACUUUAAGUAACUUUUGGAUUAAUCAAAAAACUGCUCAAAUUACAAUAAAUAUAAAUGAACAGCUUAGACAACUUAAAAAUUUAAUUUUAAAUAAUUUUGAAGAUAAUCUUGAAGAUAAUUUUAUCACAAAUGAUUUAUUUGAAGUUGAUUCUAAUAUAUUUUAUAUAUAA
Messenger RNA from Cetraspora pellucida, 172 nucleotides. NCBI's taxonomy places the organism in Eukaryota, Fungi, Glomeromycota, Glomeromycetes, Diversisporales, Gigasporaceae. The record is from the annotation of a GenBank genome assembly.